AUCGUCGCAAACGCAUCAUUUACUCUUGCCAGUUAACAUUCUACUCUUACUACGUUAUCAAUAAUUUGUUACAAAAACCGUUCACCCCUAUACUUCCUUCGGCCGCAAUCUGAACUAUCAGUGCUAUGCGGCUUCUCCAUUUCAACGCACUAGGCAAACUGAUCUUGACAGACUUUCGCGGCAAGCCGACCCCACCCUACGCCAUCCUAUCGCACCGAUGGGGCAGCUCCGAGAUCCUCAUUGAAGACAUAUCAAAUGGAAGCUAUAAAGAGAAAGAAGAAGGCUACCAGAAGUUACGGUUCUGUGCCGAACAAGCAGCUCAGGACGGACUGCAGUACUUCUGGAUCGAUACAUGCUGCAUCGAUAGAUGGAACAAUAAUGAGCGGUCGAAGGCGAUUAACUCAAUGUUCCAGUGGUACAAGAAGGCGGUACGAUGCUAUGUUUUCUUGUCAGAUGUGUCAGCAUCGACCUCGACCUCGACAGGAUUUAUCUUAUGCAGGGACUGGAAUGUAUCUCUUCGGCGAAGCAAAUGGUUCACUCGCGGAUGGACGCUGCAGGAGCUGAUAGCGCCAGCAUCUCAGCCGGGAGCUAUGAGCUUACUAGGAGCAGUGUCGCAAGCGGCAGCGUGCAUGAACGCAAGCAAUAUGACAGUGCAGCAGUACCAAGCACGACUACACGAGCACGACCAAGCAGCCCUCAAGCACAGUAGUAACCUACAUAAAGGCGAACAAGGAGAGUCUAGUCUACAAAAGGCCGUAGCUGCUACACUAUCUCUUUCUAUAGGUCAAAUCCAGCAGAGCAACACUAUUGCUGUAGAGCAGCUUUACUUUGCUGCGUGCGUAGAACGAAAGGACAUUCUGCUCGAUCUAUUCAAGACAGCUUCGCCGCAGGCCUGUGUAGAUGCGAUUACGACACUUGACAGAUAUGCGCUCAUUACAAGGCGACCUGCUGAAUCAGCAUUUGACGUACAUCGAUUGGUGCACCAAGCCUUACGAGAGCAGCUCCAGGUGCGGGGACGGCUUCAUGAAUACACUCAACGCACAGUCACACAGCUACUCCAGGUGUUUCCGAACAACGAUCACAGUAACAGAAGCAAAUGGAGGCGACUGCUGCCACACGCUCAAUACACACUGUCGCAUAGUGAGAAGAACGACGACGAGGAGAGAACAAAUCUCAUAGAAGAUUGCGCUCAUGCUCUACAGAGUGAUGGACAAUAUAAGAGAGCUAAAGAGCUCUAUGUGCAAGUAAUGGAGUCGAGGACGAGGGUACUGGGUAGCAAGCACCCUGACACUCUUAAUAGUGUCAGCAACCUUGGGUUGGUGCUGUCGAGCCAGGGCAAGUAUAACGAAGCAGAAGUGGUGCAGCGUCAGGCAUUAGAAGGGUUCGAGGACAUGCUUGGGCGGGAACACCCCUACACCCUCGCCAGCGUCGGCAACCUUGGGUUAUUGUUGUUGAGUCAGGGCAAAUACGAAGAGGCAGAAACGACACAUCGACGAGCACUAGAAGCAAGGGAGAAGGUGCUUGGCCGUGAGCACCCCCAUACACUCAAUAGCAUUAAUAGCCUUGGGUCAGCACUAUCGAGCCAGGGCAAGUACGAGGAGGCAGAAACGACAUAUAGACGAGUGAUAGAAGCAAGAGAGAAAAUCCUUGGCCGUGAGCACCCCCAUACACUCAAUAGCAUUAGUAGCCUUGGGUCAGCACUAUCGAGCCAGGGCAAGUACGAGGAGGCUGAAGCGAUGCAUCAACGAGCGCUAGAAGCAAGAGAGAAGAUACUUGGUCGUGAACACCCUGACACGCUUAAUAGCGUUAGAAACCUUGGGUCAUUACUAUCGAGCCAAGGUAAGUACGAUGAGGCAGAAGUAAUGCAUCGACGAGCGCUAGAAGUCAGAGAGAAAGUACUUGGGCGCGAGCACCCCGAUACCCUUGCUAGUACCAAUGAUCUUGGGGUUGUUCUAGAGAGUAAGAACAGAUAUAAAGACGCAGAAAUAAUGCAUCGGCGAGCGCUAGAAGGGUAUGAGAAGGUACUGGGGCGCGAGCACCCCUUUACGCUUAUUAGCCUUGGCAAUCUUAGGUCGGUGCUGGAAGUCCAGAACAAGUACGAGGCAGAAGCGAUACAUGAAUGAGAUCUAGAAGAAAAGGUGUCCCGUCACACACCGUGUGUCCCGGUACGGAGGGACGGGCGUUAUUAUACGUAUUUACAUCUAUUCUAAC
Molecule: messenger RNA, 2211 nt
Organism: Bipolaris maydis ATCC 48331
Lineage: Eukaryota; Fungi; Ascomycota; Dothideomycetes; Pleosporales; Pleosporaceae
Source: RefSeq, a predicted model, not a curated record